This is a messenger RNA of Chara braunii, 1253 nucleotides long. NCBI's taxonomy places the organism in Eukaryota, Viridiplantae, Streptophyta, Charophyceae, Charales, Characeae. The record is from the annotation of a GenBank genome assembly.
UAGGAGGCUGGAUGAUUACUCGCGUAGCCCUCGCUAUGAGGCCGAUCGGGGUAGAGGCGACUCUCGAGGCCGGUGGGAGUCAGAUCAGGGCCGACGAGAUGGAUACAGGGACAGCAGAUAUGAGAGAUCAGACCGGAAUGGAUAUAGGGACGGAAGAUAUGAGAGGACGGAUCGAGAUGGAUACAGAGGUGGCGGAUAUGAGAGAGGAGAUCGAGACGGGGACCGACGAGACGACUCGCGCGGACGAUAUGACAGAGGGGGAUACGCGAGAGAGCAGCGCAACGAUUCACGGGGGUGGUACAACCGAGGAGAUCGACGCGAUGAGUUACGCGGGCGAUAUGAUACUGGAGACCGCCGAAACGAUUCACGAGGACGAUAUGAGCCAGGAGGAUCUGGAGGAGACCGCCACAAUGAUUCGCGCGGAUGCUCCUACUGUAGCACUAACGGGGAUGACUGCUAGAGCGGAUCGCAUGGCGACAGUCCUUCUUGAUGGGAUGGAAGGUGUGCCUCCAGACAAGUUUUACAUACUUGGUAGUGGGGCUGUAGAAGCGAUCAUAAACGAUGGAGCGGUACUAGAUGUUGUGAUCGAUAACGGCAGUGAGGCUGUCAUUAUAGACGAGGAUCUGGCAGUGCAGGUUGGACUGGGCCUCGAUAGGUCAUACCUAUUCGAGAUAGAGACGGCUGAUGGGAGAAAACAACAGAUCAACGGGGUUUGUCACAAGGCAGCCAUAGAGGUCCAAGGGGUACGAGUGUCCCUGCCUGUCUUUGCAGUCAAGAACUGCUGCUCCGAUCUGCUCUUGGGACGAACGUGGUUGAGCCACGUGCAUGCGGUAACGAUAGAGCGACCGGACGGGAGCCAGACAUUGUCCAUUGAGAAACUAGAUGGGACGCGGGUUAUGAUUGAGACGGUGGAUCCUCGAGACCCGAGGAACAGAGCAGCUCUCGCUGUGAGAGCGGGACCCGGUGAUCAGAUUAAGUCAUUACCUAUUUUCGGUCGCACAGUGCGAUUUCGCGAAAAGAAGUAUGGAUCAAUGCUCACAGAGGAAGAAGGUCGGAUCAUGGAAGUGGAAGAUUUAGGGAGUUGGCUGAUAGUGGACGGCAACUCGUACCCAAAGGAGACAGAUGAGGAAUUUGGCGGUGUGGUAUCCGUGUCUUUUUUAAGGGCACGGCCCCCUAUGGGGGGCUACCCAAGCGAUACAAGCGAGUAGCUUAAAAAGUUAAGCCAGCGGCGGUGGGUCGCGAGCAAUCUGCAC